AUGGCUCGUCAAUCUAAUUUGGUUAUCAUUGGUGUCUCUGUUGGUUUGGCCCUUGGAAUUCUGAUUUCUUGCCUCAUAUUUUUCGGCAUAAGGUGGUGCAAGAAGCGUUCUCAUAUUACACAAUCUGCAAAUGAGCCUAGUUUAACAACUCUCCCGAUACGAACAAAUGGAGUUGAAGCAAGUACCGAUUUUAGUGCAUCGAUCACUAGUUCCAUAACCACAUCAAGGUCAGAAAAUCUACAGAGAAAUUCCAAUUUCUCUUGGUGGAAUCAUCAAAACAAGGACCGGUUUGCUUCAGCAUCGGGCAUUCUAAAGUAUUCGUACAAAGAACUUCAAAAAGCCACACAAAAUUUCACAACUACCUUGGGAGAAGGAUCAUUUGGCACAGUUUAUAAAGCAACAAUGCCUACAGGAGAGGUGAUAGCUGUGAAGGUGCUAGCACACAAUUCCAAACAAGGGGAGAGAGAAUUCCAAACAGAGGUGUCUCUGCUAGGAAGACUACAUCACCGGAAUCUCGUGAAUCUGCUUGGAUAUUGUGUAGAUAAAGGACAGCAUAUACUGGUUUAUCAGUUCAUGAGCAAUGGAAGUUUAGCAAGUAUUUUAUAUGGUGAAGAACAAAAGUUAAGUUGGGAUGAAAGGAUGCAAAUUGCUCUUGAUAUUUCGCAUGGAAUAGAGUAUCUUCAUGAAGGAGCAGUCCCACCGGUCAUACAUCGUGAUUUGAAGUCUCCCAACAUAUUGCUAGAUGACACAAUGAGAGCGAAGGUUGCUGAUUUUGGCCUCUCAAAGGAAGAGAUCUUCGAUGGCCGAAAUUCCGGUCUUAAAGGUACAUAUGGUUACAUGGACCCGGCAUACAUUUCCACAAACAAGUUAACAACCAAGAGUGACAUAUACAGUUUUGGUAUCAUACUUUUUGAGCUAAUCACAGCCAUCAAUCCUCAUCAAAAUUUGUUGGAAUAUGUUAACCUUGCUGCAAUGGAACAUGAUGGUAUAGAUGAGAUACUUGACAAGCAACUUGUUGGAAAAUGCAAUGUUGUAGAAGUGAGGCAACUUGCUAAAAUUGCACACAAAUGCUUACACAAAUCACCAAAGAAAAGACCCUCUAUAAGUGAAGUUUCACAAAGCAUAUCAAGAAUAAAGCAAAGGAGAUUGCGCCAUGUUAUGGAAGAUAACUUGUCAUUUGCAAAUAGUAAUAACUUUUCAAGAACUUCGAGCCGAUUAGACGAUCGACAAGUUGAAUUAAGUAGGAUAGUAACCAUGACCAUCAAAGAAACUGUAUGA
Lathyrus sativus (Indian pea) is the source of this 1278-nucleotide messenger RNA. Lineage: Eukaryota; Viridiplantae; Streptophyta; Magnoliopsida; Fabales; Fabaceae. The record is from the annotation of a GenBank genome assembly.